UGGUUGCUGUUAUAUUAUGGACCUCAUCCUGUGGAGUGUCUUGAAACAAUGUGGGAAACUGCUAAAUGUUUACCAGAGGGAGAUGAAUUUCCACAGAAGCUUGAUUCAGAUCAGUUUGAUAAUAUGGGUCAAAUGAAUAUAAGGGAAGUGGGCAAUUAUUACAAUGCAACAGCAUUGGAAGCCGACAAUGGAAAUGUUGAAAGUCAAAAGAAAUGUUUUGGCCUAGUAUACCCAGACCAUUGUGUAAAAUAUUAUGGCCCACACUGGAAAAAAUGUUUGGAAACUAUAUGGGAAUCUUCCUUAUGUCUUGAAGAAGGUACAAAACAUCCAGACAAAUUAACUGAAGAGGAAAGAGACCAAUAUGAUGAACUGAACUUGAGAGAAAUAAUACAUGAAUUUAAUACAACUCAGUCUCUUGCGGAUAGUGAUAAUGCAACAAAGCAGAUGGAAUGCUUUGGAUUAGUAUAUCCAGAUGGAUGUCUGAAAUAUUAUGGCCCACAUCCAUUAGAUUGCCUGGUCACAAUGUGGUACACUGCUUCAUGCCUCUUUGUAGGAACUUUCCAUCCCUCAAAAUUAAAUAUGACCAUGUUGAAAUGGUUCGAUAAUCUAAACAUAAGAGAGAUUGAGACCUUGUACAACACCACAUCUUCAAAAGCAGAUAAUGAGGACGUUGAAAGUCAAAAGAAAUGCUUUGGAAUGGAAUACCCUAAUCACUGCGUGAAGUACUAUGGGCCACAUCCACAUGAAUGUUUGGAAACAAUAUGGGAAUCAUUCAGAUGCCUUAACGAAGGUACCAAACAUCCGGAUAAACUAACACAGAUGGAAAUAUAUUCUUUCGACGGAAUGGAUCUGAGAGAAAUCAUUGGAAUAUAUACACCACUCACGACUCGCUGAUAGUGAUAACGCAACUAAGCAAAAUGGAAUGUUUUGGAAUAGUAUAUCCUGAUGGUUGCUUGUUGUACUAUGGACCUCAUCCUGUGGAUUGUCUUGAAACAAUGUGGGAAACUGCUUUAUGUCUUCCUGAAGGAGAUUUGUUCCUCAGGAAGCCUCAACCUUCCAAAUCAGUUUGAAACUAUGGGUCAAAUGAA
Molecule: messenger RNA, 1088 nt
Organism: Styela clava
Lineage: Eukaryota; Metazoa; Chordata; Ascidiacea; Stolidobranchia; Styelidae
Source: RefSeq, a predicted model, not a curated record